UCAAAAUCUACACAUUAAUAUAAAUCUAAAAUACGUAGAAACCGACUUCUACAGAUUUACUAUAAAUCUAAAACAUGUAGAAAUCAAAAUCUACACAUUACUAUAAUUCUAAAAAAACUGUAGAAACCUAUUUCUACAGAUUAGCUAUAUUCUACGGAUAAGAAAUCAGUUCCUAAAAAUAUGAAAACAAAAUAUUUGGAAUAUUCACUUUUAUAUUUUGAAAAAAAAUUGAUUUAAAAAAACGAAAAAGGAACUAAAAAACGAAAAAAAACUUGGUAACCUUCUUCGCCGUCUUCUAUAUUCCAUUUGAUUAUUCACAAAAAUUUCACAAAAAUUUUCACAAACAUUUUCACAAAAACUUUCCUGGGCAUGGGAUCGAUCGAUCUAUAUUGAGAGAUCGGUCGAUCUAUAUAAAUCGACAUUCGCCAAUCGAGUAAAAUGGACUAGGUAGAUCAGUAUAUCCUCCGCAUUUUUUGUCAUGUAUAAUGAUCAGGAUCGAUCGAUCCGGUGGACUUUGUAAAUGCGGAUCGAUCGAUCCCGCAUGAUCGAACUCAUUAUUUAUUUUAUUUAAAAAAUUACAAUUUUAAGAGCAUUACUGCUAUUUUGAAAAAAAAUUAAUCUAAUAAAACAUAAAGUAAUAGAGAUUAGUUUAAAGGGACAUAAUUAUCAUUUUUUUGUUUAAAAAACAAUUUUCCCUUCUAUACAGAGCAUCAACAGGGAAAAUUAAGAUAUGGCUUGACUGAGAAAAGUGAUUAAUGUACACACAAUACAAGAAACGUAACAAUUGCAUGUUAGAUUGAAAACAGUUUAUACACUCUUGUUUUUAAUGUUUCAGUUUUAGAAAUAAUACAGAAUAAAAUAUUUUAAUGGUACUUUGACUAGCCAAGCUAGUCUGUGACAUACGUUUGUGUGCUAAGGAAACAUACGUGAGUGCAUCAAGAAGAAAAGGAAACAUUAGAAAAAAUAUCAAAAUUUUACUUUACAGACUCAACACUGCGAAUUUCACGAAAGAUACAGUAUAUCUCAUAUAUUUUGUCUCUUUAUACAGAAAUAAAGAAGUAAAUCUUUUGUUUAAGCUAAUAAAUUCAGUUAUUCAAAACUUCUAUUUUAUUGAAACUAAUUCUAAUAAUACCUAAAAGCAUAUCAAACAAAAAUGGUAACUAUAACCAUAAAGGUUGUCUUCUUUCUUAGAAAUGAAAAUUAUUUUUAAGAAACUAAAUAUAUAAAAAUAUUCUUAGCAAAAAGUAGGAAAAAUAUUUAUAGAAGAGUAAGAUUUUGACUUUUUCUCUUCCUUAAAUAAAAGCUAAUCCCCAUAGAUUUCUUCACCAGUCACCACAACCCUCCUUCCUCUUUCUCUCCCUUCAUAGCCUCUCGGAUCCUUUUUAAGCUAACAAACGUAUCUAUGCCUGUUCAAGCUAGGCACAUGAACAUUUUCUCUCCUCAGUUGUUAUCAAACAGAGUUAACUUCAAACAAGACAUGAACCACGGUGAAUUUAUUACCGGAGAAACUCUCACCGUAGAUCCUUUGUCUAACGCGGCUGCGAAACCUAGCUUCAACAAAUCAGAAAGUGGUCUCACUUACAACUUCAACUCCUUCAACGUUGUUCCACCGCCCAGAAAACGUCCGCGAGUUUCUCAAUACCUUGACUCAGACGCUCACUUUGCGUCUGCGGUUAAACUGGGGUCCGGGCCGUUUGGUUCACCAUCAUCGUUGAUAAACGCUGAACUCGUGUCACACAUCCAAAAACAACAACAGUUAGAGAUUGAUCGGUUCGUAGCUCAGCAAACGGAGAAGCUUAGAAUAGAAAUCGAAGCUCGUCAGCAAACUCAAACGCAGAUGCUAGCGUCUGCCGUUCAAAACGCGUUAGCCAUGAAGUUAAAAGAGAAAGACGACGAAAUUUUACGGAUGAGAAACCUUAACUGCGUGUUACACGAGCGGGUAAAGAGUAUUUUUGUUGAAAAUCAAAUAUGGCGAGAUAUAGCUCAGACCAACGAGGCACAAGCUAACAAUCUUCGAACAAACCUCGACCAAGUUCUUGCUCAAAUCAAAACGCUACCAACCGCUGUAGAAAACGACGUGGAGUCGAGCUGCGGAAGUUGCGUUGAAGGUGGUGAAGCUAUUACAGCGGUUAGUGGCGGUUGCAAGCGGUGCGGUGAGAGAGAAGCGAGUGUGCUGGUGUUACCUUGUCGUCAUUUGUGUUUGUGUACGGUCUGUGGUUCGGCUUUGUUACGAACUUGUCCGGUUUGUGAUUCGGUCAUGAACGCUAGUGUACAUGUUAACAUGUCUUCAUAACUUUUUUUUCUCUUCUUUUAGUGCUAUUAUUAAAUUCGUAUUUUGUUUUCUAGAAACUUUAGCUGUUUAAUUCUUUUAUUUUUAUAAGUACAGUUUUUUGUAAAUGGGAAUUUAUUCUUGAUUUUCUAUUUUACGACUUCGAUGGAAUCCGAGAAUAAAAGUUGUAAAAAGAUGAAAUAAUUCAACGGGAAGAUAUUCUACUUUA
Messenger RNA from Brassica rapa (field mustard), 2498 nucleotides. Its product is annotated as E3 ubiquitin-protein ligase BOI. Gene Ontology annotation, biological process: regulation of programmed cell death. Gene Ontology annotation, molecular function: ubiquitin-protein transferase activity. The record is from RefSeq and is a predicted model, not a curated record. Lineage: Eukaryota; Viridiplantae; Streptophyta; Magnoliopsida; Brassicales; Brassicaceae.